CAGGCCGCCUCGGGCUCGCGAGCGCUCGCUCCUUCCUUCCUCCGCCCUUCCCUGACGGCGUUCACCUGUCUGGGCCGGGGGCCCGGCUGGGGGGUUGGCCGGCGGGAGCCAAGCCGAGGAAGAGGGCGGAGCGGCUCUCCCGGAGCGUCAUCGGAGCACCAUGGCGGACCUGAGAGCUGGUGGCGACGGCCACACGGGCGGCGAUGGCGCUGCGCAGAGCGAAACAGCGCCUGAUGGCAACAAAGUGCAAGAUAAGAAAACCGCGGCCUCCAACCGGCCUGCUUCUGCUAUUUCAGGACAGAAUAGCAACCACACAGGAAAUAAACCAGACCCUCCACCCGUGCUGCGCGUUGAUGACCGGCAGCGGCUGGCGAGGGAGCGGCGUGAGGAGCGGGAGAAGCAGCUAGCUGCAAGAGAAAUAAUCUGGUUAGAGAGAGAAGAGCGAGCCAGGCAGCACUACGAAAAGCACCUGGAGGAGCGGAAGAAGAAGUUAGAAGAGCAGAGGCUGAAAGAGGAACGUAGGAGGGCUGCUGUGGAGGAGAAGCGAAGGCAGAGGCUCGAGGAGGACAAGGAACGCCAUGAAGCCGUUGUACGACGUACGAUGGAGAGGAGCCAGAAGCCAAAACAGAAACAUAACCGGUGGUCAUGGGGAGGUGCUCUCCACGGGAGCCCCAGUACCCACAGCGCAGAUCCAGACAGGAGGUCAGUUUCCACCAUGAAUCUUUCGAAACAUGUUGAUCCCGUCAUUAGCAAGCGGCUCUCCUCUUCAUCUGCAACUUUACUAAAUUCUCCAGAUAGAGCUCGCCGCCUGCAGCUCAGCCCAUGGGAGAGCAGCGUGGUUAACAGAUUGCUGACGCCCACACAUUCGUUCCUGGCCAGAAGUAAAAGCACAGCUGCCUUGUCUGGAGAUACAGCAUCUUGCAGCCCCAUCAACAUCAUGCCCUACAAAGCCGCACACUCUAGAAAUCCGAUGGAGCGACCAAAAUUCUUUGUAACGCCACCGGAGGGCUCCGCGCGAAGGAGGACUGUUCACGGCGCAGCGGGCUAUAAAAGAGAAAGGGAGAGAGAAAACUUACCCUUCCACCUCACACCCGGCAUCCGAAGGGCACUAUCUCCAUCUCAUCCCAAAGCCAGAUCACCAGCUUCCUCCCGACUUUGGCUCCCAUCCAAGUCCUUUCCCCACUUGCCUGGCACCCCCAGACCAGCAUCCUCCAUGCCUCCUGGACCAGUCAAACCUGCCCCUGCUCAGGUCCGGCCCCCCUCGCCCGGCAACAUCCGCCCCAUCAAGAGAGAAGUCAGAGUGGAACCUGAGAGAAAAGACCCUGAGAUGGAACCUCAGAAAGUUGCCAAUGAGCCCUCACUAAAGGGCAGGGCACUUUUGGUGAAGGUAGAAGAAGCCACAGUCGAAGAGGGGACACCUGUCGAACCAGAGGUUGCUCCUGCUGCUCCGGAGGCAGCCUCAGCACCGGCCUCCGCUCCAGCCUCCACUCCGGCCCCUUCAUCCACUGUGACUGCCAUCGCUUCUCUGAAGACCUCUGCGGGCACCACUGACCCGGAAGAGGCCACGAGGCUGCUAGCUGAGAAGAGGCGGCUGGCCCGAGAGCAGAGAGAGAAGGAGGAAAGGGAGAAGAGGGAGACGAAAGAGCUCGAAAGACAAAAGCGAGAAGAAUUGGCCCAAAGGGUGGCUGAAGAGAGAACCCGCCGAGAGGAGGAAGCCCGCCAGCUGGAAGCUCGGCAAGCCAGGGAGAGGGAAGAGCAGCUGCGGCGGCAGGAGGAGGAGCGGGCCCGGCGCGAGCGGGAGGAGAUGGAGCGCAUCCAGAAACAGAAAGAAGAAGAAGCUCGUGUUCGGGAAGAAGCAGAGAGGGUCCGGCAGGAACGGGAGAAGCAUUUCCAGAGAGAAGAGCAGGAGCGCCUGGAGAGGAAGAAGCGGCUUGAGGAGAUAAUGAAAAGAACCAGAAGAACAGAAGCUUCAGAUAAGAAAACCGUUGAUCAGAGAAAUGGAGAUAUAACCAAGGGAGCGCUCAUUAGAGAAACAGUGGUAUCUGCACUUCCAAAUAUGACAAACUCUCCAGGACAAGGAGAACCAGCAGCCAGCCCCCAUGUGGUUGCCUCACACCAGUCAGAAGUGACUGUGGAGAGUACUCCCAAUUUGGAAAAACAACCAAAUGAAAAUGGAAUAUCAGUUCAGAAUGAAGAUUUUGAAGAAAUUAUAAAUUUACCCAUUGGAUCUAAACCAUCCAGAUUAGAGGUCACCAACAGCGAGAGUCCAGACAUUCCUUUGAAUCCUAUUUUGGCCUUUGGUGAUGAAGGGACACUUGGGACCCUGCCUCAGGUAGAUGGUGUUCAAACACAGCAAACAGCAGAAGUUAUAUGAGCAUUUCUUCUAAAGAACCAAAGCAGAAAUUUAAUAAGAAUUUCUACAAUUAAUGGAAUUCCUUCCAUGCUACAAAGGAGCAUCUCCCCUUCCCCCGUUUUCUAAAGGUUUCUUGACCAUCAUUUUGGAAAGACUUUAUUAAAACCAGCUAAAGACAACAGACUGGAUAGCUUUUCUAAUAAUUUUCGCCAAUAGAGAAAAAGAAAUCCUCCCUUGUUCUUCAGUACUUUAAAAUAGCUUUUUCCAGUGUGCUCCUUCUUAGGAAAUCAAUAUUUUUCUGCAUUCUCUAAAAGAUGAGAGCAUUUGGCUGUAAAAGAAAUGGGCCGAGUAGGCAUGAUUUUUCACAUAGAUAUUUUGGACUUUAAAAGCUAACAUGUAAAAUUGGCACAAAAAUUUUUACCUUUUACAGUGUAAUACUUGAAAUAUAAGUACCUCUUGGUUCAACAAGUAGAGUGAAUAGGAGAGGUGUUUAAAUUAAGCCUGUUUGUUUAAAUAUUAUAUUGCAAAGAGCUCUAUUUGUAGAGGCAGAUUACCAGGUUCUUGUAAAUGCAACUUGUACAUGGACAUUCUGCAAACCCCACUGUCCCAUUCUUCUUGCAUCUCCUUUUGCAAAACAUACUCAACAGUUUUAAAAUGUGAAAAAAAAGAACAUUAUUUUUUCAGAGCAAGAAAAUAAUUUACUGUCCUCUUAAAUAAUGUAUUUAUAAAGUUUUUUUCAGAUAAACUAAUCAAAUAAAUUAGAACAAUGUGACAACGUUGCAGAAUUUGAUUUAUGAGAUGCAUUCCUUAUGUUACCAUGAGAGAAUGUUGUUGAUGAUUCAGGGCUAUUUCUGAAGUCUGUUUAUUGCUGCUGUCCCCAGUGAUGGUGGGACUUACCUUUGCCUUACCUGAUCACAAAUUAUUUGGAGGUGGGGGAGAAUAAAGAUUUAAUAUUUCUUUAAAUAAAAAAGAGAAUUUGGUUUUGCUCGUUUAAGAGCAAUGAAAAAAUGAUGGAAUGUGGACUGUGUUUGGCACCCAGGACACGGCAGGAUGAUACCUUCGUGAAGGUCCUUGUUCUGCGUGGCAUCCAUCAGCUUUCACCCUCAUCCUUCUUCACUUUCGCUGCUGAGCUUGGCUGUACAAACUUGCACUUUCAUUUGAUAAUAUAAAUUCAAUUUUAUUUUGCCAUUUGAGAGACUACUAAUAACUAAAUACUGAAGGAGAGAGAACACUGAGGGAACGCAUUUUUUUAUUAUGGAGUGUUUAAAAAAGGUAAACUUCUGCCACUCGAAUGUGUUUUUAUUCAAAGUGGGAUUGAUUCAUCUAGAUUGAAUGUGGGGCUGUUCAUUUAUUGGACCAUUUCCUUAAAAUCCAAGCAUACCGUCUUUAGUAACAGCUGUAAUUUGUUAAAAACAUUAAUUUGGGGUUUUUCCCUGUUCUCAGUUGUCCAUGUACACAUAGUCAUAUUAAAAGAAAAAUCUGUUCA
Molecule: messenger RNA, 3839 nt
Organism: Lagenorhynchus albirostris (white-beaked dolphin)
Lineage: Eukaryota; Metazoa; Chordata; Mammalia; Artiodactyla; Delphinidae
Gene: MAP7
Product: microtubule associated protein 7
Exons: 18
Coding region: 161-2374 (737 amino acids)
Biological process (GO): microtubule cytoskeleton organization
Cellular component (GO): microtubule cytoskeleton
Source: RefSeq, a predicted model, not a curated record